UCGUGGCCGGGACUUGCUGGCGAAGGGUUGCAUCCAGUAGUUCCUGUCGCUCGUUUUUGCCCCAUUACCGUUGACAUUAUAAGUGUGGUUUCUCUGUUCUCGUGGGACUUCGUGAAGGACACUUACAUGCGCCAAGCGAGUGUUGCGUGUGACCGUAAACAAAAAGCCCAGGUGUGAAUAAUUUAAUAAAUUUCACGAUUCAUUUUGCCAGAACACUUCCUGGUAAUGGCUCGCAGGUUGUAAUGAAAUAAUUGUGAUUUCAUAGUGAAAAGUAAAACUUUUUUUGUACAAAAACUGUAAAUAUGGCACCAGUUACUUUUUCUGCUUAACGAAUGCAAGUAUAACUAAAUAACUCCUAAAGUUACUACACUGAAGUUAAUGCAGGAGAAACUUAUAAUGUAAAAGAAGUUAAUGGACCGUUUCUACUUUGAAAAGACAUCCAUUAUUAACAGUGAAUCGGUAUCAUGUUCGAAUAUAAAUGUCUUUUUUCUAUACUGAAAAUUCGAUUCAUUUAGAUUUGCUCAGAAUAUCUACCGAAGCUCUGAAGGGAAAAUUGCUCUUUGGAAUACCUGUUUAAUUUUCUGGUGACAUGGAAGUAGGGGCAUCUACAGAUCUUUUAUUUCAUGUGGUCAAACCGACAACAUAUGAGUAGAAAAGUGUGUCGUAGCAUAAUAUUAAAGUACUCGAAUCUUCGAACAUAAAAAUGCAUACUAUCAUCAAAGCACAUUCGUAAGAAAGCAUUUUUGUGCACAAGACUUCAGCACCUGGGGUAAAAUUCACACUAAAAUACAUGAACAGCACAAAGUGGUGUCCUGCCCAGUGACUCGUGAACAGCAAUGAUGCCCCGAAGUGGCCCGGAGAGGAAAAGAGCGGGGCCCUUAAGCCCUUCGGCUUUAAGGGAGGAAGAGGAGAGAUUUCAUUUUCAGCAGAAGGACUGUAUUGUACCGUGGUGUUCUCCAGCCCUCGGGUUUCCCCAGGUCAAAUGCGGGCUGGGGUUCUUUACCCUGGUCGUAUUCAACAUGGUUUUCACAGGCCAUUGCUACAUCAGAGAUGCCCACGGUCCCCACAUGGACGUGAAACCCCUGCGACUAUGGCCCCGACCCCCUCCCCCUCAAGUGGACCCAUCCCAUUCCAGUGACGUCACAGCCCUGGCUGGAAAGAGCGCCAUCCUGAACUGCAGAGUGCAUAACAUUAAUAACAAGACGGUCUCCUGGAUCCGUCACCGAGACAUUCACUUGCUCACAGUUGGCAGAUAUACAUACACGUCCGACCAGAGAUUCAGAGCUCUGCACGAAGAGGACUCCGAUGACUGGGUCCUCAAGAUUAACUACGUGCAGCUGAGAGACUCAGGAAUGUACGAGUGCCAAAUAUCCACCACGCCCCCAGUGUCACAUUUCAUAAGGCUUAAUGUUGUCAAACCCCAAACACAAAUCUUAGGAGGACCUGACAUGUACAUAAACAGAGGUUCGACCAUCAACCUCACUUGCGUGGUCGAAUUCAGCCCUGAGCCGCCUGAUUUCAUCUUCUGGAAUCAUAAUAACAAGAUCAUAAGCUAUGACUCGACCAGGGGGGGCGUUACGGUGAUCAUAGAGAAGGGUGACAUCACCACCAGUUCUCUCCUGAUCCAAAGGGCGCAACCUGCUGACUCCGGACGCUACGAGUGUAACCCCUCCAACGUCAGCCCUUCGAACAUCACUGUGCACGUCUUAAAUGGAGAACACCCAGCAGCCAUACAGCACGGAGGCCAGGGAACCUACACAUCUUCCUCCUUCAGAAACAUCCUGGCUCUUCUGGCGUGUCUAGCCAUAGGACAGCGAGUCCUUCAGUGAAAGUGGAGUCUUCCGACAUUUAGUGUGGGUAUGAAUUCUGGAUGAUUUUAAGAACAAAAACAUGACCAUUUUGGAGUAAACAGGAAAUGUCAAUCCCACCACCCUCCCCAAAAACCCAUAUUCCUUUCUUUUGGACGAAUUUGUAUGAAUUUUGUCUAUUUCGGGGUGAAUAGGAAAUAUCAAGCACAACCCCCACCCUAACGUUAAACCUCCAAAUUCCUCACAGAGACAGCUAUAGCUGGGAUCCUUAGAAAGGGCCGGUUUUUGAAAAAAAUUAAAAAUCUUUAACAACUAGAAAAUUUAUCUUAUCCCUGCGUGACAUUUCUGUGUCCGGAUCAGAAGAAUGGAUCAGUUUCCCGAAUAUGACAAGGGCAUCUAUUUUCUCCACAAAAUCCCCGAUAUAAGACUUUCAAAAAGAAAAAGAAAAAAGGGGUACAAUGCCAAGCACAGAUUCUUCAUCCAUCUCAAAGGGUUUACAGAAUAGCAAACAUACAGGGAUAGUGGUGUUCUUUUAUUUUGUAUAUCAGGUAGAUGGAGAGAUAGAGAGAUUUGUUGUAAAGCGCAAGAACUAUUUUCUCCCUUCGGUCGUAGCCUCUCCUACUCAAGGUUUCACUUUCUUAGAAUUUCAGUUUGUGACUUGAGAAGGACAGGGCAAGUCUGAGUGACAGUAGUUUACUGAGAGGUUUACAAGAUGAUGAAUAUUUCGUGAACCCGAAUUUUCCCAGAUUAUAUUUUACGAUUUUUGUUGUUGCAUAAAUUAAAAAAUUUUAAAUAGGAGAGAGAGAGAGAGAGAGAGAGAGAGAGAGAGAGAGAGAGAGAGAGAGAGAGGUGGAUAUUGGCGGAAGGAAGUAGGAGAAUAGGACUUAAAUAUCACAAAUAAUUCAUUGAUAUAUAAUCACUAAAGUAUGGGGUUAUCAAAUAAGAAUACAUUAUUAUUUUUGUAUAAUUAUUAUGUCUCUAGAAUAUUGAACAAUUAUCCGUAAGAUUAUACAUAAAUACAUACAUAUACAUACUUUUCAAGAUGUUUUUUUCCAUUAAAAAAUGUGUUAUUGUUUUCCUGAUAAUUGUGUACUAUUUCCUUUAUUUUAUGCAACUAAUUAUGACAAUGGCAGUUAUUAUCAUUACGAUAGUCGUAUUUGUCAUAACCUUGAAGAUGAGCCUUUUUCAUUUAGUCUAUCAUAUCUUUAUUUUUCUUAAAUUGUUAUGAAUAAUCAGUAAGUUAUUCUAGUAAUCCUUGUUUUGAUGUUUGACAUUUGUCAUCAAAUCAUAAUAUUUGUGUUUGCUAAUCACAUGCUAACUCAGCAGACCAACUAGAUUGAGAAACUAAUUUCGAAUAAUGGGAAAAAGAAAAAAUUGAUGAAUAUAGGAAACAAGGAAAACAAAGACGGAAAUUGAUAUAAUGGGACAUUUAAGAAAUUCAUGAACAUUUUAAUGUGUAGAUAAUUAAAAACUUACAAAAAAAAUAUUUAGAACCGGUUUAAAAAAAAAAAACUUUCUUAAAGCGCGCUGACGAACAAAUGUAGAAGAUUAUUUUGUUUUAUCAUUUCUAACCUUCAUAGCAAAAUUUUCAGAUCAAAGAACGCUGAGCUAAAAGCCAACGACAAUAUGGAAUGAAAUAUGUUCUAUUAUGUGGACGUGCUCUGCAUAUCACAAACACACGGACAUAACUAAGACCUUGGAUUCUAAAAUCCUUCAAAUCCAAUAGGCAAAUUAUUAUUAUUAUUAUUAUUAUUAUUAUUAUUAUUAUUAUUAUUAUUAUUAU
Molecule: messenger RNA, 3591 nt
Organism: Macrobrachium nipponense
Lineage: Eukaryota; Metazoa; Arthropoda; Malacostraca; Decapoda; Palaemonidae
Product: SPEG neighbor protein-like
Exons: 8
Coding region: 837-1829 (330 amino acids)
Biological process (GO): synapse organization
Cellular component (GO): neuron projection membrane
Source: RefSeq, a predicted model, not a curated record